CACGUUUCUGAUACGUUACAUAGAAUUAGUCGCAUCCGGGUGAACGUUUCGAGGUCGGCUCACGUUUUUACUCUGGAAGUGUUGGCUCUCGGUCUUUAAGAUGUACGGAUCCUUUCGGGUGCUGCUGCAGGUGCUGUGGGCCCAGCUGCUCUGUGGGUGGGUGCUGGGCUCAGAGCUAACUUUUGAGCUGCCAGACAACGCCAAGCAGUGUUUCUACGAGGACAUCAUCAUCGGCACUAAGUGCACACUGGAGUUUCAGGUGGUGACCGGUGGCCAUUAUGAUGUUGACUGUCGUUUGGAGGACCCAGAUGGAAAUACACUCUACAAGGAGAUGAAGAAGCAAUAUGACAGCUUUACCUUCACAGCAUCCAAGAAUGGCACCUACAAGUUCUGCUUCAGUAAUGAGUUCUCCACUUUCACGCACAAGACGGUUUAUUUUGACUUUCAGGUCGGUGAUGAUCCUCCACUCUUCCCCAAUGAGAACAGAGUCACUGCUCUCACCCAGAUGGAAUCAGCUUGUGUGUCCAUCCAUGAGGCCCUGAAAUCAGUCAUCGACUACCAGACACAUUUCCGCCUCCGUGAGGCUCAGGGACGCAGUCGGGCAGAGGACCUCAACACCCGUGUUGCGUUCUGGUCCAUUGGAGAAGCCAUUAUCCUUCUGGUGGUCAGCAUUAGCCAAGUGGUCCUGCUGAGAAGCUUCUUUUCUGACAAGAAAACCACUACAACACGUGUCGGAUCAUAACAGUCUCUGAGCUCUAGGAUCUGAUUCAUCACUUUCUUUAUUUUUACCUGGGCUUGUGUGCAUAGAGUUGUUUAGAACAGCAGUGCAGAUCUGAAAUUCGAUCAUAUCAAACUGCCAGGUCAUACAAUCUGACAUGUCAUCCCCAUUCAGCACUGCUGUUCUUAUAAACUUUAUGCAACUGAGUCUUGAGCAAAAAGGUUGUGUGUGUAUAAAAUGUUUUUGGGGGGGUUAAAGAAAAAACCUGAAGAAAGGCUUGAUGGUGUUGCUUGGAACUAUCUGUGUUUGAGGCAGUUCAAGCAGCUGGUCAUAUAGUUAAAGCAAACCCUAUGUACUUUGAAUAUUUGAAAUAAUUUCUAAAUGUGUUCUUAUUUUAUUUGUGUCCUCGGGCCCCAUCAUCCCAUACCCCUCUCUCCAAGAUCUAAUGCAUUUUUUGGCCCCAAUUGUGCACUGAAAUAACCAAGGGAGUGGAAGUUGUAACUAAAUGUACUCAUAAUAUAAGGAUGGUAUGGAUUUUCUUCCUUAUCUGCAGAGCAUUUGGUCACAAAAAACACACUGGCAAGGCAAAGAUUGCAUUUGGUUAUGAAAAAACAUCUGUUUUUUUUUUCUUUGUAAUUAAACCUCAAUGUAUUUAGUGGGAAAGACUAGUUAUUGUGGUUGCUUUUAUCAGCUGUCAUUUUAGAUGAGUUAUUUCAAGGGAGUAUUCUGUACAGAGAGGAAGUCAUCCUUUAAUUUAACAUUAGCUUGAAGCAGUUGAACAAAAGCUUGCAUUUGGGUUGAUUGACUGAUGGCCUUCCUUUAGUGACUGCAGUUCUUCAAAAAGAAUUUUAGGUUAAACACACACAGGUUAACGUAAUGCUUCAGUUUGACCACACCUAUGUGAAUUAUCGCCUGAAAUGGUAAAAUUACAGGUAGGUGACUAAGUGUGUGUGGGGGGGGAACCCUAAUAUUAUUCUUGUGUUUGAAAAUGACACAUUUUGUGUGUGCACCAACUUGUUAUAAAACCUUUGUCUUUCACUGGUCCCCUAUAUCUAGUGCUGCCUUUGCUUUUUAAAGUGCAACAACUUAUUUAUCUUGUUGGCUGAUAUUGUCCUCUUGGUUUUAUACAGCACUGUUGUAAAAUUCAUGUUGUUUUGCGAAAAUAUAAGAUAAUUCUAGUAACUUUGAGUUGUAGUUGUAAUUUGAAAAAAAAUUAUAUCCCCUGACCAGCUACUACAUUUCCAACAGAAACAGGAAGAAAGAUUUAGACAAAGUAAAUGUAAUGUCUAUAUCUAAUGACUGGCUUACUUUUUAAACUAUUAUUUGUCAAUUUAUCACCAUCUGAUUCAAUUAGCAGUCUUAAAGAAAAGAUCUGAACAUGCAAAUUUUUAAAGGAUUUUCAUUAAACAUUUAAGCCUGCAGGAAGCACUACAUUCUGUCUCACUAUUCAUCGAUUUAGCUCUUAUACACAGGAAUGGCUGAAACAUGAGUUAAAUGAAGCCAUGUACUAAAGUUCACCUUUAGUAUUUUUACAGUAUCCAACAUCAAUGAAUGUGAAUGACAUCCGGUCACCUGGGAAAGACAAGAAGACUUUACUGUUGUGAUGUGGGAAUUUUCUACACCUAAUCCACUGAAAGAUACCAAAAAUAUAACACUUUUUUUUGGCUUUAUAGUUAACUCCUGUUGAUCUGUGUAACAUGGUCAGAACUGAUUCCAGAGAUUCUGUGUUAACUGAUUAAAAACAACUAACAUCA
Messenger RNA from Seriola aureovittata, 2472 nucleotides. It is a transcript of the gene tmed7, whose product is annotated as transmembrane p24 trafficking protein 7. Gene Ontology annotation, biological process: endoplasmic reticulum to Golgi vesicle-mediated transport; Golgi organization; intracellular protein transport. Bases 101 to 742 code for a protein of 213 amino acids. The record is from RefSeq and is a predicted model, not a curated record. NCBI's taxonomy places the organism in Eukaryota, Metazoa, Chordata, Actinopteri, Carangiformes, Carangidae. Gene Ontology annotation, cellular component: COPII-coated ER to Golgi transport vesicle; endoplasmic reticulum-Golgi intermediate compartment; Golgi apparatus. The transcript has 4 exons.